UGCUUCUCUGGCUCUCCAUGCAUCCUGCCUGGGCAAUAAAUAGGUUUCUUACAGGGCAAGUGUGUCUACAGCUUGGCCGUAGAAGGGUCAUCUGCUCUUGUUACUUGUCUUGUGCUAGGAGAAGGUUUCAAGGACUUCCCUCUUUUCGUUGGUACUUGAGUGUGAUGGUGAGGGAACUCUUUGGACACAGCUGCUGAUUUCAACAUCUCCCUCAAACUGUGGCACAGCAGUUGCAACAUCUAUUGUCAUCAUUUGAAAAAAAACAACCGGUGCAAUCAAGGCACGACAUAGAAGACCAUGGGGAAAUUGAGAAGUAUCCUUCUUUUGUGCCUUGGAUUUCUUCUAGUCCAUGUAAGAGGUCAACGCGAUUUUGAUUUAGCUGAUGCUCUUGAUCACCCAGAUGACAUAAUUACCAGGAGACCUACAGUGAUCAGAAGACCUACAAGGCCUGUGCUGAACAAUGAUCUGCAUUUAGGAGAUGCUCUUGGUGGGGGUGACAUCCCACACAAACCUUUAUAUCCACCUCUUCCACCACGACCAGGAAGCUAUAGUAACUCUGGAGGUUUUGAUGACUCAGAUCUCAUUGAUGGGAAGCCCUUACCACCAUUUGUACCAGGAGAAGACAGCCACCAUUACAAUCAUGGAGGAAACACGGAUUCAGGAUUAAUAGCUGGAGUUACAUCUCCUUUAAUUUCUGCUUUGGUAAUAUUAGUUGUCGGAUCAAUAGCGGCCUACUCUGCUUACAAGAACAAGAGACUUUGUUUCAAACCACAGGGUGGGGCUGCAGUGUAAACCGCAGAAAGAAGAGUUGUCCUCUGAGCACAGGCUCCUUUGGUUGGUGACAUUCAGCCCACAGAUCUGACAAUUUUUUUUUCUACUUUAUCAUUCUGACAAAAGAAAAUCUUCCUCUAAGGAACAUUUUGUUCAGACAUAGCAAUCCUACUCUCUUUUACUUGACAUUGCUCUUGCACCUGGAGCUUUACAUCAUCAAACAUGUGCUUAGAACCUCUGGAGACAGUAUUGAACUAUCUGACCUGCAUUCAUAAGGGUUGGAAAAGUAUUUUGAUUCAAAAGAUACUUUAAAUAACAAAGAAAUCAAAUUUACUAUAAGGUAAAAAGAAAGAUGUGGUUUGUGAGCAUUUGAGUCACCAAACAAUUUUUUUUUUCCUGUUUUCAAAAUUAGCAAAAAUAUUUAAUCCUUCUGGUAGAAUAGGAAUAAGGAAGUUGCUGCUUUCAUUCAUACAUAUUGGUUUCUUUAUUAUAUUUCUGAGUAUCUAUAAUGUUUAAGGAAAAAUUGAAGUUGUAUAAAGGAUUAAAAAUGUAAUGACUUUGUUUUCUCUUUAUGUCUGAAUUCUAGUGAAGUGAGAGGAGCUAUAGAUGGAAAAUUCAUUCUUAAUUACAAAACAUAACAAUAAAGAACAUGUACAUUGACAAACUACUGUUUAAACAAAUAAAAAUGAGAGGAACACA
Cuculus canorus (common cuckoo) is the source of this 1470-nucleotide messenger RNA. It is a transcript of the gene XG, whose product is annotated as Xg glycoprotein (Xg blood group). Gene Ontology annotation, biological process: T cell extravasation; positive regulation of neutrophil extravasation; homotypic cell-cell adhesion. The transcript has 9 exons. The record is from RefSeq and is a predicted model, not a curated record. The coding region runs from base 298 to 792 and encodes 164 amino acids. NCBI's taxonomy places the organism in Eukaryota, Metazoa, Chordata, Aves, Cuculiformes, Cuculidae.